AUGGGUUCGGGAGACGCCAAAUUUCCAAUCCGAUACAACGAUCCGGAAUAUCAACAAAAUCACCGCAACCUCUUUUCGCAUACUCUUCUAUGCCCCCUCGAGGAUGUCCUUCCACCUGGUGUCAAUCAGCAACAGUUUGAUUGUGCGGUUGCCGAGUUCGGAGAAGCGGUCGGGAAGGACAAUGUCUUCAAAGGACAGGCGCUGGAAGAGUAUGUAGAUCCCUAUGAAUUGUGGGAGGAUGAAGGCAAAAGGAAAAUGCCGAGUGCGGCGGUAUGUCCUUGUUCAAUCGAUGAGCUCCAGGCAGUCUUGAAAGUCGCCAACAAAUUUGGUAUUCCUGUUUGGACCUUCUCGCGAGGGAAGAAUUUGGGAUAUGGAGGACCAGCGCCAAGGCUUAAUGGGUCCGUCGCACUCGACCUGCAUCGCAUGAACAAGAUUAUUGAGGUCAACGACAAGUUCUCUUAUGCGGUGGUCGAGCCGGGAGUUACCUUUACAGACCUGUACCUCUACUGUGUCGAGCACAAGCUGGGAGUCUGGCCAAGUGUUCCUUCACUGGGAUGGGGAAGCGUGGUCGGGAACACCGUGGACCGCGGUACCGGUUUCACACCGACGGCAACACACCAUCAGCACAUCAGUGGAAUGGAGGUCAUGCUUGCUGACGGCGACCUUGUGCGGACGGGCCAGUUUGCGAUAUCCAACUCCCCAUCAGCACACCUCUCCAAGUUCAGUUUUGGUCCGUCUAUCGAAGGCUUGUUUCUGCAGAGCAAUCUGGGAAUCGUCACUAAGAUGGGGAUCUGGCUUCAUCCGCAACCACAAGCCUACAUGUCCUGCACGUUUGACAUGCCUAAUUUUGAAGACGUCGAAAUCAUUGUUGAUAUAUUCGGAUCAUUACGCAGAGAUGGCCUGUUACCUAACACAGUAUACGUCUCGAAUAUUGUGGAAUGGUUGGGUAUGACGGGAAAACGUGCUGAGUUGUGGCCAGAAGAAGGCCCUAUUCCAGACUGGCGCCUCCGGGAACUUCAAAAAGAACUAGGGUUCGGAUACUGGAACGUCAAAUUUGGCCUGUAUGGUGCAAAGGCGGUGGUCCAAUCCCACUUUGACGAAUUGAAGAGGAUAAUAGGACAAAAGGUGCCUGGCGCAGAGUACCGUCUUCAAGGUCACCUCUUCUCUGGGGGAGACGACAAGCUUCUAGAUGCAAACUCGAUCCCGGAUCCCCAUGGUGGCUUCUUCGUCGGAGUUCCCAGCCUGUGGAGCCUACCAAUGGUGAGAUACAGAUUGCCAAAAGAAAAGGCCGGCAUAGGUGCCCAUGCGGACUAUUCUCCCAUCAUUCCCUCUGAUGGCAAAAUGGUGCUUGAGUGGGUGAAAACGGCUCGCAAUAUCUGUGAAGGCCGAGGGUUCGACCUCUUCUGCGACUUUUUUAUGCAUGAACGACACCUCAUUUUUGUCAACAUGAUGGUCUUCGAUAAGGCAAACCCCAGCCAUCGGAAAACCGUGGAUGCAAUUUUCCGGGACCUGUACAGAGAAGGUCGACAAAGAGGUUUCAGCAAGUAUCGGUCCCACAUUAACUACAUGGAUCUGGUUGCGGACGCGUACGACUUCAACGAUCACGCAUACCGGAGAUUUGUGGAGAGACUGAAGGAUACGGUAGAUCCGAAUGGAAUCCUGUCACCCGGUAAGCAGGGCAUAUGGCCAGCGAAAUAUCGUCAUUUCAAAGAAAAGCUAUAG
Fonsecaea pedrosoi CBS 271.37 is the source of this 1722-nucleotide messenger RNA. RefSeq lists its product as uncharacterized. Lineage: Eukaryota; Fungi; Ascomycota; Eurotiomycetes; Chaetothyriales; Herpotrichiellaceae. The transcript is spliced from 6 exons. Gene Ontology annotation, cellular component: mitochondrion. The coding region runs from base 1 to 1722 and encodes 573 amino acids. The record is from RefSeq and is a predicted model, not a curated record. Gene Ontology annotation, biological process: lactate catabolic process. Gene Ontology annotation, molecular function: FAD binding; D-lactate dehydrogenase (NAD+) activity; D-lactate dehydrogenase (cytochrome) activity.